ACCUCAUAAAAAAACCCUUCUUUCGCGAGUUUUAUGCAACUUGUCUUCAUACAUAAACCCUCAGUUUUCUCUUAACUCUUCCAUAUUUUCUUGUUCAUCAUGGCUUCCUUUCUUUGGAUCCUCUGCUUCUUCUGUUACUUCUUCGUGUUCGCUAGCAAUGGUGCGGCGGCUUAUCGCAGAGUCUUCAGAUUUCCAGAAUCUCAGGAGACUUCUUCUAUUGCUAGCAACCAAUAUAGAACUGCAUACCACUUCCAGCCUCCUAAGAACUGGAUGAAUGAUCCAAACGGACCCAUGUACUACAAUGGCAUUUACCACCUUUUCUACCAGUACAACCCCAACAGCGCAGUGUGGGGCAACAUCACUUGGGGACACUCCAUAUCGACUGACCUCAUCAACUGGACGCCACAAGAUCCUGCGAUCCACCCGAGCAAGAGCUUCGACAUCAAUGGAUGCUGGUCCGGAUCCGCAACAAUCCGUCGCGGCAGCGAGCCUGCGAUCCUUUACACUGGCAUCGACGCAGAGAACCGGCAAGUCCAGAAUGUCGCGAUCCCGAAGAACCUGUCGGAUCCAUUCUUAAGGGAGUGGUCGACGCCCGAUUACAACCCGCUAAUGGAACCGGUUGAUGGGCUCGAUCCAAGCCAGUUCAGAGACCCGAUGACUGCUUGGCAUGGCUCCGAUGGCCAUUGGAGGGUGGCUGUGGGGGCUCAGAUUGCGGGGAAUGGAACGGCCGUCUUGUACAAGAGUAGCGACUUCGUGCAUUGGGUGCGAGCUGCAUCUCCCUUGCAUACUUCGAAAGGCUCGGGCAUGUGGGAGUGCCCCGACUUCUAUCCAGUGCCAUCGAAGGGAAGGCAAGGCUUGGAUACGUCGGAGAAUUCCAAAGAUGUGAAGCGUGUGCUGAAGAUGAGCCUGAGCGAGACGCAGAGCGACCAUUAUAUGUUGGGAAAGUAUGACAUUGAGAAGGACAUCUUUGUGCCAGACGAAACAGUCGAUGAUUAUCGGGUAUGGUUAAGGUAUGAUUAUGGCAAAUUCUAUGCUUCAAAGACAUUCUUCGAUGAAGAGAAGAAGCGGAGGAUCUCGUGGGCUUGGUUGAAUGAAUCGGACACCGAGGCUGAUGCUUUGUUAAAGGGGUGGGCAGGAAUUCAGGCAGCUCCCAGGACAAUCUGGCUAGAUAGCAAUGGAAGGCAACUGGUGCAAUGGCCUGUUAAGGAGCUUGAAUCUCUUAGAAGAAAUGGAGCUCAUUUGCAGAACACGGAGCUCAAGACAGGAGGCCUCUUCGAAAUCAAAGGAGUAAAAGCUUCGCAGGCAGAUGUUGAAGUAGACUUUGAGCUACCAAGCCUAGAGAGAGCAGAGCCCUUGGAUCCUUCUUGGCUGAUGGACCCUCCAAAGCUUUGUCGCGAGGAGGAUGCUUCUGUUCAAGGUGGGCUUGGUCCCUUUGGGCUGUUGAUCUUGGCUUCUCAUAACCUCGAGGAACACACUGCCGUCUUCUUCAGGGUAUACAAAGCUCACAACGGAUACAUGGUUCUUUUGUGUUCUGACCAAAGGAGGUCCUCUUUGAGACCAGAAGUUGACAAGCCAGCGUAUGGGAGCUUUGUGGAUAUGAACAUCGAAAAGGAAGGAAGGAUUUCUCUGAGGACCUUGAUUGAUCAUUCAGUUGUAGAGAGCUUUGCUGGUGGAGGGAGAACAUGCAUCACAGCUAGAGUUUACCCUGAAGUCCUUGUGACAGGCGACAUCCAUCUAUAUGCAUUCAACAAUGGAACUGAGACAAUAAAGAUUCCGAAACUUCAGGCAUGGGACAUGGCCAAACCUUGGAUAAAUGUAUAAGGUGAAUAGAUGGUCAUGAGAAAUCAACUAGGAGGAGACUGAUGGGUCGUAUUCUUUUGAUUUCUAAUUAAAUAAUGGGUCAUAUUCUUAGCUUGUCCGAAACCUCAUCUGAUUCAUGUAACCAAAUAUCAUUAUAAAUUUAUGACGCAAUAAUUGUUAAUGCAUUUUGUUAUUAUU
Molecule: messenger RNA, 1998 nt
Organism: Phoenix dactylifera (date palm)
Lineage: Eukaryota; Viridiplantae; Streptophyta; Magnoliopsida; Arecales; Arecaceae
Product: beta-fructofuranosidase, insoluble isoenzyme 4-like
Biological process (GO): carbohydrate metabolic process
Molecular function (GO): hydrolase activity, hydrolyzing O-glycosyl compounds
Source: RefSeq, a predicted model, not a curated record